AUGGGUCGACAACGCCCUCGAUUGAGGAACGGAACCGACCUGCAGCUCCAGUCGGCAUUUCAAGACGGAAACUGGCCCGUCGUCAUCCGCCUGGCCGAGAAGCGCGCUCGCACGUUCAACGACCAGUAUUUCGAGAUUGUCAAGACGUGUGCCGAGAGCCAGCUCGAUGACCCCGUUGCCAAGUUUGCCGCCGCGAGCGCGGUGAGGCAGUUCGUCAAGGACGGCACCGUCGUCAAGGAUGUAGAUGCCAUCGACCUGCUCGAGUGGGCGACCCUUGGCCUCAUUGAUGAGGAUGAGUUCCCGGCAAGUUUGGGUCCGCUCCGAGUCCGCUGUGUCAAGUCCUCGCCCAAGGAUAAGAUCGCCGUCACCCGCUGUCUGGAGUCCUGCCUGCUGCACUGGGAUCUUGUCAGCGCCCAGCAGAUUGCCGCCAUCAUCGACCGAUCUUUCCCCAACGAGAGAUCCUUUCUUUUCUGGAACAUUGUCAUUACGCAUCUGCUGGCGAUGAGCCCCCAGUCGCCGACGGAGAAGAAGAAGCUGUACGGCACGCUUGCUCAGAAGCAGAUCGAGAGGGCGGCGCAGCUCGCCGAGCAGGCACGGGCCGUCGCGGCCGACGACGGGCCGCCUCCGCCCCCCGGCCGGGCUGUGCACACGGAGGAGGAGAUUCUACUCUUGUACCAUGUUGUUGAGACGCACGGCACGACGGCGGAUGUUGACAAGCUGCUCGCCAGCCCCAUAUUCAGCCCCAUGUCGCAGUUUCGCCUCGGUCGCAAGGAGCUUCUCGUACGUGUCCUGGCGAUGCACCGGGCAAAGGGAGACUGGCACGCCAUUUUUCGUCUCUGCAACGACUGCUUGUCCGAUGCCGACGAGAACGACGAACCGACGCUGCUCGCCUCCGACUGGCUUGUCUGGCGUCAUUUUCUGGCCGCCGCAACACAUUUGAAGAGCGUCGAGGCUGACACGCAGGAUGUUGUCGAGAAGCUUCUUUUGCGGCUUGGAAGGUCAAAGAACCUGCGGCCGUUGCAUAGGCGGAAUUUGAUGUUGGCAAAAGUGUCGCUCGCCUUCCAUCUCGGCCCUGGUGAGGCCGAUCUGACGGACGGGCACCCCUCGUCCGUGCGGAUGCGUGAGUUGAUCAACUACAUUGAUGAUCAAAAAACGAGCUCAUCGUGCUUCGGUGAUGUAAAGGGCUUUGUCGAGAAGCUCGACGCAUCGGCCAUCAGGCACCUUGGCUACGUUCAUGUCCCGCGACUCGCCGACACAUUCGGCGAUGCUCUUGGCGCUGCGAGAUUGCGACUUCUUUCGCUGAAGCUGCAGUAUUUGGCAUCCACCUGUCACUCGAGCUUCGAAACGGUGCCCGGCGAGAGGCCGAGGUCAAGGUGUACCGUCUGCAACACGCAGUUCGACGCGGCACUUUGCGCCUCCUGCUUGUCUCGUGUUGCCCACGACGCCCUCACGCUGUACAAGUCCAUGAGCAAGGAAUUUGUCGGCACGCCGAAAGUGGAUGAAGAGAUCGCGUCUGGGUUGGCCAUGGUCGUCGCAUUCUGCCACAUCAGGCUGGCUUUCAACAUUGGACGGCAUGGAUACGCGCCACCAUCUCCGCCGUCGACCCAGCACCUGAUUCGAGCCCUUUUCAUGCUCGAGCACCACCUCCACCUCAGCCCGAAGCACAGCCAGAUCUCGCUCGUGCUCGUUCAGCUGCACCUGUUCCUAGGCUCGGCGCACAGGUCCCGUGAGAUCUGGGACGAGCUCGCGGUCAAGCGGACGAUUGUCGACUCUCUGGCACCCAUAUUUUACGACCGAUUGUCGACCAUUUCUCCCACCGUCAUCUCUCCGCUGGAUGACUGGGGCUGGCACCUGACGGACACGGUCAAGUCCCACUACAGCGUGUCUCUGAAGCUACGGAUGCCGAGGCGACUGAUUGACGCGUUCGAGGCCGGAAGCUACGCUAGCAUCAUCGACAUGCCGACGUACAUGGAGGAUUUGAGGUGGAGCUGCACCAGAGCCAUGAGUCUGGUCGAGGAGUCGAGGGCAGGGAGGCUCGUCGGCCAGCCCGACGGUGAGCUGCUUCAGGAUGCUCGGUUCUUGGACAUGGCCGGCGGACGCGAGCUCAAGGCGGUCAUUGACUACGGCUCAUUCGCAUCGUGGGAUUACGGAUGCGAUUCGCCCACGCAUGCCCGGCUCCAGAUUGGCCCGGCCCCUUCGAAUACGCGAUUGCAGCUGUCGCUGCUGUCCGAGGCGUUUCAUGACAUUCUCGACAGCAAGCCGGCGACGGCGAAUAAAAGUUCUGGGUCGGCGACGGGCGCCGACGACGCGUUUGUCCUCGAGAUGAUGGCGCGGCUUGGCCACUCGUUUCCCAAACUGCUCAGCGACGUCUCGUCCGUGUGCACGACCGCCGAGGUGCUGUACUUUGAGGUCGUCAGCUUGCUCUGCACACUGCUCCCUCUCGGCAGUGGCAUCCCCCGGACGAGCGCGCUGCCGGCCGUGUUCGGCCAAUUGAUCGACUCGGUGCGGACGGGUUUGGAAAGUCUUCAGGCCGCUGCGGCGAUGAACCGAGGUGACUCUGUUGAGGCAUCGGUCCUGACGUUGGGGUCCAUGCACGACAUCGCCAUGCUGCGAGAUGCGGCCUUUGCAAUCGUUCUAGCCACUCGAUGGACCUUGGACCUGAACGAGCGAGAGAAGGAACGGGAUCGAUCGGGCGGCAGUAACCUGCACAAGGAGGUGGUGUCGCAGCUGAAGAGCUUGCAGACAGCUGCCAAGACGGCGCUGACGGGGGGCAAGGGGGCUGUCGACGGUUUGAAGAACGGCGUCGUUUCGAGCGCGGGCUUCGCGUCAGCGCUGAAAACGUGGACUUUCGAAGACGACGGCGAUCUCACGGACUUGAUUGAGGAGGGCACUGUUGUGGAACUCGUCCGGAGCUGGCGCUUGAAUAUUACGGGUUGGCAGCAGGUAGCAUGGGAGUAG
Drechmeria coniospora is the source of this 2958-nucleotide messenger RNA. RefSeq names its product N-acetyltransferase B complex, non-catalytic subunit. Bases 1 to 2958 code for a protein of 985 amino acids. NCBI's taxonomy places the organism in Eukaryota, Fungi, Ascomycota, Sordariomycetes, Hypocreales, Ophiocordycipitaceae. The record is from RefSeq and is a predicted model, not a curated record. The transcript is spliced from 7 exons.